GGAGCCAUUCGCAAACCUCGACGCGCUGCCCUGCCCUGCUCUUAUGUGUCUCCUGAAAACAAAUAAAUAAAAUGUCGUCCGAAACCAGCUCGGAAAUCUUGGAGGAAAAACCUGCCCUUUUAGCUACGGAACCAGCAGAAGAUGAAGAGCAACACCGUGGAACAGUGGUGAAACCCAGUGAGGCCAAACUGACGCUGUAUCACUGGACACAGUCGUUUAAUUCUCAGAAGGUGCGUUUGGCCAUAGCAGAGAAAGGUCUCCCCUGUCAGGAAUAUGACGUCAGUUUACCUCUCAGUGAACACAACGAGCCCUGGUUCAUGCGAUUGAAUCCGGCUGGUGAGGUACCAGUCCUGGUCCAUGGGGACAAUGUCAUCUGUGACCCGACACAAAUCAUGGACUACCUAGAGAACAAUUUCAAUGACUGCACACCCAAGCUGGUACCAGAUGAAGGCAGCACAUACUAUCACAGAGUGCAGCACUACAGAGAGCUGCUGGACUCACUGCAGAUGGAUGCGUACACCCAUGGCUGCAUCCUUCACCCAGAGAUCACAGUGGACUCACACAUACCAGCAUAUGCUGCCACAUGCAUUCGAACACAGAUCGUUAAUACUCACACUGAACUGAAGAAAUUGGCAGAGCAGAACCCAGAGCUUAAAGAUGCCUAUGUAGCAAAACAGAGGCGCCUGAAGACUAAAUUAUUGGACCAUGACAACAUGAAGUAUCUGAAAAAGCUCCUGGAUGAAAUGGAAAGUGUGAUGGACCAGGUGGAGACAGAGCUCCAGAGAAGGGUGGAGGAAACACCAGAAGAAGGUAGUCCGUCCUGGCUGUGCGGAGAGUUCUUCAGCAUGGCUGACAUCUCUCUCGCCGUCACCUUGCACCGCCUCAAGUUCCUCGGCCUCUCCCGUCGUUACUGGGGCAACGGUAACCGCGUCAACCUGGAAACCUACUACGAGCGCGUGGUGGAGCGCCCGGCCUUCAGGAGGGUUCUGGGCCACGUCAACAACAUUCUGAUAUCGGCUGUGCUGCCCGUGGCGUUUCGCGUGGCCAAGAAGAACGCACCCGUGAUAGUCGGUAGCACUCUGUUGAUAGGAAUUCUAGCAGGUGCGACAUAUUUGACCUUUCUUUACAUGAAGAAAAGAAUAACUGCCUUUAGCUGAGGGACACUGAGGUGUUUGGUUGGAGUGAGGAGGCUGCAGGGGAGAAAUACUCAGAUUAUUGUCAGAUGUUAUUAAACAAAUAAUGAUAUGCUCAAUAAGCCUAAUGAAUAAAUUAUGUCUAAAUGAAAAACUCCUUAAUUAUUAUUUAUUUUGCACAAACAGCACUUUUAGUUUCCAUGUUGUGGCUGCUGGGAAUAACCAAGGACUUAUUUUAAAGAAACACAACAGAACUUCUGCAUGUCUCACUGAUUAUACUGUAAAUCAAACAUAAGCAGGUGUUGUUUUUUUUGUGACUUUCCGUCUUGAAUCACAUUUAUGGCUGGUGAUUAAAACAGAGUUUGGAUUUAAAGUAGGAGAGACAAGGUCAAGCAGGGUCGGACAAGUGCAGCAGAGAGAUAAAGAUUAUAUUUAACAACUUGCUUCAACAUCAGUUGAAGUUGUAGCUGCCAGGCUGGAGGAGAAAAGAAGAACCUGGAGAUUUGUCAAUGUAGUGGAAAAGGUCAUGAAAAUGUCUGGUGUGAUAAUAACAAAGACAAGAGAUGAAGCGAUGUGAAAUGGAGGAGGCGUCUGGAAGAAGAAGAUACUACUGUGUAGAAUUGUUGACAGAUGAUGGCUCAAAAUAUAUAGUUAUUGCAACAAUUCUGCAGUAGCAGAAGAGUUAACCUCAUCUCUGGACCAAUAGAACGGCUAGCAAACAUACAGCAGUGCUUCAUCAAAUAGCUUGGAAGCUUUAAUAGCUUAUCCCAAGUCAGUGUCUAAAAUAAUCUGUUUGCACUGUCAACAUUACCAUUAGGCAAAUGUUUUUACUCAUCGUUAUUCUGGUGUACUACUGUAUGAACAAAUAAUAAUAAUAAUAUAAGACAAUACCAACCAAAAUUAACAUCAACUUGUACUUGUAAUGAGUCGGAGCUGUAUUUUAUUUUACCAGUCUACCAUUGUUUUAACCAAGUCCACCAUGGUGUAAAAGAAAAAAAAAAUUAAAAGCUUGUCAUUCGACGUGUGGUCAGCCCAUUUUGUGUUGUCAUGUCAUGUUGUCAUAUGCCCACUGGAGAGCAGCAUUCUCUUUAGAAACAAUCUCCUAUUCGUUGUUCUCGUAAUAUAACCGGCCAGGGUCGGAUGCUGUGAGCCUCUGCAUGUUUCCAAUUACCUAUAAUUUCAAACUCUCUUCUUUUUUUCCACGUUCAUUUUAACAGUGAAGUAAUUUUGGAAAAAUAAACCUUUUUGUUGAAGCUGGACUCGCUCAGGUAUUGUCAAAAUGAUUGUCCCUGACAUUUAACAAAGCAGAUGUUUAACAUCUAACAGGUGGUUCAUAGUAAUUAGACAAAGACAGACGUCAUCAUGAAGAGUGACACCAUGGUCACCUUUUCACUGUGGGAUAUUACAACACAGCACAAGCAGAAACAACCGGUCCACAUGCAAAAGGAGGGAAAUGGGAAAAUACAGGCAGCUCCGAAUUGUUUAAAGUGCAUUACUGCCACCUACUGGUGAGGGAGCAUUUGAGGUGGAAAUGUCUAACAGUGUUUCCUGAGUUACAUUACUGUUUGUGGUUGACUUUUGAUUUAGAAGCAUCCUGACUGUUUUAUCAAGAAGAUUAAAUCGGGAAAAUAUAGGCAGAAUGUAGCACGCCUGCUGAUAAACAUGCUUCCCAUUAUAAAGGCCCGAGAGUUUAACUCAGAGUGAAACUUUAUUACUGUGUUUGAGUAUAAAUGGAUCACUUGUUGCCAAACAUCAUAAAGAUAAUUGGAUACAAGACUAGAGACUUACCAGUAAAGGGAAAGGUACACUCAGACAAGUACGGAGACAAGUAAACUGAGCAUAAAACAUAGCAAAAUAGCUCAAAGUUAGCAAAGAAAUGGCUAAAAACCAGCUAACAGGAGGAUACAACGUUUGAAAAAAAAAAAAAACAAACACAGAAAAUGAACCUAAAUAACGUAAAUAUAUUUUAGCUUGAGCAAAACAGGUUAAAGAAAGAAUUAACAGGUGACAUAUAAGCAGUCCAACUUUCAUGCCACACAUAUAGAACUUGCACAUCAGUGUUUUAAGUGUCUGAAAACCACAGUGAUUUUGCAUUUGGUCUAGAUGCUGCAGAAGAAAAAAUAACACAGUUGUUUCAUUUCAAAGUCAAUUUUUUCAACAUAAUAUCCGUGACACAUCCAUCUCGUCCCGGAUGCUAGCGCGAGGUGGAAAAACAAUAUUAUGUUAUUAAAAAUGAAUUAGAUCCAGAUCUGCACUGAUGCUCGCUUCAGAACUGCUUUUAAUUCUGAAAUAAAGAGCAGGUUGUGGAGGAGCAGGGCCUUCUGAGGGGAUUCCUGGCAAAAUCUGAGUGGAGACACAGAUGUUAAAGGAUUCAGCUGCUUUUGUUGAAGUAAUAUAUAUUUGUAAGCUCUCACUAGUUGGCUCCAACAUAUCUGUGUGCAUAACUUUCACACUUUCAACCUCCUUUGAAGGGAAGGGAGCGAUCAAACACUGUCCAUGCGACUGACACUUUUACUGCUAUGCUGCUAUACGCCACUGGCUCCCUCUGUUUAUUGUCUCAGGUUUUAGCGGCUCUUUAACAGCUCUGUGGCACCAUGGAGUCAAUAUCCUUGAUGAUGUGGCAUAAGAGUGGAGUCCCGUCUGCAUCAAAGCUUCAGUUAUUCUAUAUUAUAACAUCCUGCUGGAACAUUAUUUGUAUGAACUUUCACAACGUCUGGUAGAUAUGGUCAGGUCAGACCACAACUAGAACUUCAUGCACUGCUACUGCUGCCAGCCAAAUAAACAAUGUGAUCUGCGUCACAGGACAUCACCGACUCCUUCCUCCCUCCCUUUUAAUUAUGAGUCCUGUCCACACAUGUGUCUACAUCAGGUGGAGAAGGCCAGGUUUUUAGGAACCCCCCAGCAGACGUAAAUGCCCUCAGACCAGACAGAUGGAGAGAGAGAAAAACAGAAUUUGAAAGUAGAGUGAGUGGAUGAGGACGAGGGAUGCAUAGUGCUUCCUCAGGCAACUGAAAAAAAAUUAAGUAUAGGAACCUGAAAAAAUGAAUAUUGAAAGAGAGCGAGAGGGAGAGUACAACAACUUACUCUUUUCUAUGUUGUUUCCUAUUAGGUUUGUAAACUACUGUACAGUAUGGUCGACCAGUGUCAUUGCCAGUGUCAGUAUUAUUGCAGAGAAACUCUAGUACAGAAGAGACUCUAAACCUAAGAUGUUGCUACAAAUAAGGUUUACUUUAUACCAGUUCACUACCUACUUUCCUCCAGCGUGACUGAGCUUGACUAAUUUCUUCUUCGUGAGACCAAAAAAUAAAUAAAUGGGUCAAAUAUAGCAUUAAGUAGCUAACAGUUAUCUAACAGAUAGUUAAACACCGGCUAGUUUUUGUCCAAAUAAAAUAAACAUCAAUGUGUUGAUGAAAUAAAAACAUAUUUAUGAUAUUUAGGAUAAUGAGAUGCUUCAGGAAGACAUGACUGACUGAAUCUUAGAUUUCACAACAUUUGGCUUGUGUCGAGGCAGCGCUUCCUCAUUGAACUGAGAGUC
Molecule: messenger RNA, 4668 nt
Organism: Cynoglossus semilaevis (tongue sole)
Lineage: Eukaryota; Metazoa; Chordata; Actinopteri; Pleuronectiformes; Cynoglossidae
Gene: gdap1
Product: ganglioside induced differentiation associated protein 1
Exons: 6
Coding region: 72-1157 (361 amino acids)
Biological process (GO): mitochondrial fission; mitochondrial fusion
Cellular component (GO): mitochondrial outer membrane
Source: RefSeq, a predicted model, not a curated record